CUUGUCUUUUCACCAAACAACACAGUUAGCUAAAUAUUAUUUAAAAUGUACUUUAAGGUAAUAUGCCUUGCGGCUUUCGUCAGCGCAGUGAUGUCCCAGCACGGGCACGAGCACGCGCACUCCUCGCAGCACAUCUCCAAGCACGACGGGCACGCGGAGCCGGUCGUCAUCAAGGACCACCACGGCCACGAGAAACAUGUCGACUACUACACGCAUCCCAAGUAUGAGUUCAAGUACGAGGUCUCGGACAAGCACACGGGCGACCACAAGACGCAGCACGAGCACCGCGACGGCGACGUCGUCAAGGGCUUCUACAGCCUGCACGAGCCCGACGGCUCCGUCAGGGACGUGCACUACGAAAGCGAUAAGAAGACUGGUUUCCACGCUGAGGUGAAGCACAGCACCCACCACAUCGUACCGGAGCACCACCAUCACCAUUAACGUUUGUUUCUACUAACCAUAUUUGACCAAUUA
Messenger RNA from Leguminivora glycinivorella, 474 nucleotides. RefSeq names its product cuticle protein 19-like. The transcript is spliced from 4 exons. Lineage: Eukaryota; Metazoa; Arthropoda; Insecta; Lepidoptera; Tortricidae. The coding region runs from base 46 to 441 and encodes 131 amino acids. Gene Ontology annotation, cellular component: extracellular matrix. The record is from RefSeq and is a predicted model, not a curated record.